Molecule: messenger RNA, 4328 nt
Organism: Pseudophryne corroboree (corroboree frog)
Lineage: Eukaryota; Metazoa; Chordata; Amphibia; Anura; Myobatrachidae
Gene: MNMIP1
Product: SH3 domain containing 21
Exons: 18
Coding region: 263-1801 (512 amino acids)
Biological process (GO): cell migration; actin filament organization
Molecular function (GO): protein binding
Source: RefSeq, a predicted model, not a curated record
UUAUCUCGCCUUUCCUGUUUCCCACCAGCCAAUCCUUAGCUCGUGUUAAGGCAAGCUCUCUGCUCCUUCCUCUGUGACUGAGCUGCUGCUGCAGGAUCAUAAGGAACUACUACUACUACUACUACUGCUGCUGCUGCUGCUACAGAAAGUUGCUCUUGAUUGUAGUAAGCAGGAAGCUGGGGCCACCGCAGGGCCUUAUGACAUAUAAUUGGAUGUAAUUUCUGUACAGUGGCCAGCAGCAGCCACAAGUCCCGGCCACAACAUGAGCACACAGGGAGACAUGUUGGUCCUUGUGGAUUUCCAUGGACAGCUUGAAGAUGAGUUAACCAUCAAAGCUGGUGACAUAUUAAAAAAUGUGAAGAAAACAGGCGAGGAAGGGUGGCUAGAAGGAGAGCUCAAUGGGAAGAGGGGAAUCUUCCCCCAAAGUUUUGUCAAGGAAAUUCCAUCAUUUUUGCUAAAUGAUAAUGGACAGAGGUUCCCGAGGUCUGUCAGGAAAGUCAGUGCUAAUAUACUGAAGAAGAAGAAGCAGCGAUGGUGCCGUGCAGAGUAUUCAUAUAACCCAGGGAAGCCAGAUGAGCUGGAACUCUUGGCAGGGGAGGUCUUGGAAGUUCUGGAGGAGAUUGAAGAUGGCUGGUGGUUGGGCAAGAAGGGAGAUCUGGUGGGAGCUUUUCCAUCCAACUUUGUGCAAGAAAUUUCUGAGUCUCCUCAAGAUAAGGUGACCAAUUUCAAGAAGAACAAUAAACAAAGACCAAAAAUGAUGGAAAUAAGCUUUGCUCCAAGUGUAAAGGAGACGACAAAACAAGAAGAAAAGGCUGCAGUGAAUAAGCAGAAAGAUUCUACAGUAUUUCACACCAAUGAGCUGGCCAGGGUUAUGUUUGACUAUGUUCCUUCAAUGCCAGAUGAGCUUGCUCUGAAAAAGGGGGAUGUGGUAUCAGUUAUCAGCAAGGAGACAGAAGAUGAGGGUUGGUGGCGAGGAGAACUUAAAGGAAAAAUUGGCUUGUUUCCAGAUAAUUUUGUGAUAACAAUACCUCCAGAUUUACCAAAUAAAGCCAGCAAGCCUCCUACACGAACUGCAACUUUGAAAGGACCACUGGCUAUAAAGGACAUCCCUAACAUGGACCUCAAGAUACCUGUAAAUGGGCCACAGACUCACAGUUCCACUGGACAGAAAGAGCAAAGUGAGACCAAGGUAGAGCCUGCUCCUAAAGUGACCCAUCAGCCAAAGAAAACAGCACCACCCCCACCAGUGCCACAUAAGACCAAAGCCAAUGCCAGUCCUGCCAACAAGCCCUCUACAGAAUCACUGGCAAAACCAGCAGAAGAGAAGAAAGAAAGAUAUAAAGAGACAAAUACCUCCACUCUGGAUGGACUCCGAGUUUCCUCUGUAAAGUUGGCGCAUCCUACUGCAGAAAGACCAAAAAUGCAGGGUAAACGUCCGCCAAAGGCCAAGAUUGUCUCAGAGAAUGACUCCCCAAGCCAUAAAGGGGAAGAUCAGGUGAAUUCCCAUUGUAAAAGUCCGACAUCUAAGAAUACACCUAGGCUCUCCUCCCAGACUGGUCAGUCAGCCUCAACAACUGUAAAGCCCAGCACCCACACAUCCAAGAGGAGCCCUGAGCCUGCACAAAAUGCUCAAGUGGAGGAGCUCAUGGCAGAGAUCAGAUCACUUAAACUUAUGAUGGAUCUACUUAAAAACAAGCAUUCGGCAGAUAUGCAAGAGAUUAGAUCAGAAAUCAAUGAAGAGAGAGUGAAACGAACAGCAUUACAGGUGGAAGUUGAAAAUCUGAAGAAACUACCAUCUUAGUAUUUACUGAAGACUCAGGCUGGUCCCAAGAGCACAUAGAAGUAACUGGAGAAAGCAGCCAAAGAAGAAAUCUACAGGAAGAUGGCAGCUCUAUAAAGCUGUGGAAUAGUCUUACUGACGUCUGCGCUCAGGGAACAGACACUGGUUACAUGUAUUAUGGUGAAACAACAGAACCCAAAAAAAUUAUCCUACCAUACUGCCUGAAAAAUGUUUGAUAGUUGUUUUUGUCUUUUGGGUCAAAUAUACCUUUGUAUGUUGUCUCUUCUGUGAUGCUAGUGCCAGAAUUUUGUCUUAGUAGAACUGGAAUGCAUUGAUAAAUGUUUGGGAUAUAAACCCUUAAAUAUUUAAUUAAAGGUCCAACUAUGAUAAAUUAAAAAUCACAUACGUGCCUGUAACUGCAGGGGCAAGUGCAGGAUUUUUAUAGGGGCAUUCCAACUUUCUAUUUCACUAAAAUAACUAUCUAUCAAUCUAUCUAUCUAUCUAUCUAUCUAUCUAUCUAUCUAUCUAUCUAUCUAUCUAUCUAUCUAUCUAUCUAAACACUAUACAGUAAACAUUAUAUUUAUGCACUGCUGUACAAUAGUUACAAUAUUGCACAGCCCUGCUAAAAGAAGCCAGUUCUAGUGCAGUGUUAGAAAUCAUUGGGCAAACAUUUCUUUAAAAAACUUGUAACAGAAUGCCUGGUAUUCAGGGGAAUUCUGGGCACUCCCCGAAUUCUGGGCACACCACUACCACCGAACCCCCCCCCCCCCCCCCCCCCACCUCUUCCCCCAUCCAUCCUGCCCUUGCCGUGAACUGUUCAAUAGAUUCUGAAUGGUUAUUCGUGGCAAUUGGCUUCAGUAUAAAGAUAUGAACCCCUUACUAUGAUGAAUUACUACCUUAGGCAGUUUUCAGGUCAGUAGUCUUUUGUGUAGAUUUUGAGCACUUUUAUUGUUACUAAAUUUCAGAUUUGCAUUUUUAAUCUCAUCACUUAAAAUCCUUUAAUUUCUUAACUAAAGUAGAUUAAAAACCUAAAGCGUACAUUCUGUCAGUUUCUAAAUUUUGUUGGUUGGCAUGGGUGCAACAGUGUUUUUAGGUUGGGGGUCAAUAUAUCAUUUCAUUUUAGCACCCCUAAAUUGCUGAAUGUCGCCCCCUCAGGGACAGCUGGACUUGCCUGCCAUGCCACCUACCUGACAGAGAUAUAUAAAGAUAUCUUUAUUUAUAUAGCUAUCUCUGUCUCAUGGGGAAGGGAAGGUUGUUGCGUCAAGUUAGAGAAGGAUAAAGGGUGAACUGAGGGGGAAGAGGGGAGGAAUAUAUGAAGUGGGAGGUGAGAAGGACGCAGGGCUGGUCCCAGAGGAGGGGCCAGCCCGCCGUUAACAGCCACACUGUAGGGGCUAGAGCUGGGUAAAAGGCGGAGGACGGCCCAGGAGGCAUGCAGAGAAGUGCUGUGGGAAGGUAGGAGGUAGGAGGUGGAGCAGCUGAUAAGGGAACUGCCUCCAUCCUGACACUGCCCAUGAUAAGCCUAGAUGGUGGCUGCACUGCGUUCUGUGACCCAGUACAUUGACUGGCGCCUCUGAAAUAUUAGAGGGGGGGGGGGGGGGGAGCAGCAGCACAGGAGCAUAACCCCCUCCCUUUCCAACACCUAUGGUGGUUGGUAUGGUGUAACAUUCUUAAUUUACAUAUAAAAUAUGUAUAUUACAUAAUAAGUAUGUACAUGUUCCCUCUUUAUACCAACUCCUUUUGGAACUCAACCCUUGCUUACCAUCAAGUAUGUCUCUUCACUGCACAAAAGUCUAUUAAAAUGUAUUACCGCCCACUAUAUGCACCAUGUUUAUAUGCCACCCUCACUAUAAUACCAGUUCUAGUAGUAUAAUAGUGAUCACUGUUGAAUUCUAGGGAACCACUGUGAGAUAUCCAAAUACUAUGCAGACAACUUCCCAGGUAUUUGUUACUUGUGUCAUGUCUCUCUAUAGGUCCUGCUAAGGCUUUGGGACCACCAGUGGAUCUGUGGCAACUUGGAUGCCAAACCAAGCUAGUGAUGAGUGACUGUCAGGGUGAACAUAUAUUAUAUGCCUGUUACUGGGCUCACAUUGCAGUGGAAUUUGUAUAGUAGCAGAAAUAUAUUACAUGUUUUUUAAAGGAUUUUUAUUUACCACUAUUGGAAUUCAUAUUUGUAUAGAUGUGUAAAUAAUAUGUGGUGAAACGUGAGUAUAGUAUAUUAUCAGCUUAUUUAGUAAUAGAUGUAAGAGGGCACUUAUCACAUGCAAGUGAAUGAUAAAUUUGCAGUUAGAAGGAAAUGGGUGUGCACUGCCUGAAGUUGCUCAUAUACAAGAGGGUAUAUUUUGCCACUUUGAUAAACUUAUGUGUUAAUAUCCUUUUCAAUAUGGCUGCCAUUAGUAAACCUUUUGCUGGGCAAUUAUUAUUAAAGAGUGCAGGUCAUUGUACAGUCUGUGUCACAAAAUAUAAUGUGUUUUUUUAUGAUAUGGGGCAUCAGUCUCUUGUCACACUGUAAAUUGUGCAAUAUUUUCAAUAAACAUAAAGCUAUAUUUAU